GUAGCUUCUCCUCCACCUCCGGGAUAUCGUGACCAGGAGCUGUCUGAGCGGACCCAGACGCCCGCCUUGGCCUUCCGCGCACUUUACGCUCCUUUUCGACAUCGCUUCAUCGUCGCGAUGCCAUUUACUCUGUCGCACCAACCAUGACAGACCGAGAGGCCCAACAGGGCGACCCUACUGCUCAGACAGGCGAGGAUGGGGUGAUUGCUGCCGAUCCCAAGGCAGAGGCUCCAAAGGAACCUGAGCCAAAGGAGAACAGUGAUACGAAGAAGGUAUCAGAAGAAGGGGAGGAAGACGAGGAGGAAGAAGAUGAUGAGGAGGACGACGACGAUGACGACGACGACGACGGAGAGGAAGAUGAUGAGGAGGAAGAGGAGGACGACGAGGACGAUGACGACGACGAAGACGAAGACGACGAGCCGAAGCUCAAAUACGCCAGGCUGACUCCGCACUUGAGCGCCGUGUAUAGGAAUGGCGACGCCACAAGCUCGUUCCUUGUCGCGGGCGACAAGAUGAUUGCAGGCACUCACGACGGCAAUAUUCACGUCUUUCAACUGCCGACGUUUAAUUCGCUACGAGUUUAUCACGCGCAUUCGGCGACUGUGACCAGCCUCUCGAUCUCGCCAUACCCGCCACCGGCCCUGCCAUCAACAUUAAAGCCAGAUGCUCUUACCCAGGUUGUCUCGGAGAACCUGGACACUCCAGCCGCCAGGCAAGCGCACGCGUCGCCGUCUCGUCAUGGCAGAGGCCGCGAGCCGCCUCAGGUGCCAAAUGUGCCGUGGAACCAGAUCUACAUCGGAACAUCGUCCAUGGAUGGCAACGUCUGCGUCCAGAACUUGGUGGACAUGAAGGACGUCUCGUUACGCAAUUUUGCCCGCCCUGUGCAAUCAGUCGCGCUGUCGCCGGACUACAAGAACGACAAGACCUAUCUCUCCGGAGGCACAGCCGGUAGCCUCAUUUUGACCGUGGGCGCGCCGCCGGGAAGAAGCUCGUCGACCACCACUGGCGGCGCAGCUGCCGCAGCCUCCGGUUGGCUUGGGAGCAUGGGUCUGGGCGGCGCGUCUGGCAAAGACACUGUGUUACACUCUGGCGAAGGCACGAUCAGUACCAUCAAGUGGUCGUUAUCGGGCAAGUAUGUUGCCUGGAUCAACGAGCACGGCAUCAAGAUCAUGCGCUCCAAGUUGCAUCUCGAUAGCGCCGAUGUGGAAGACGCGUGGAAGCGCAUUGGACAUAUCGAUAGACCGCAGACGGAGGAAUGGGACGAGAUGGCAAGUUCCUGGAAAGGUCGCGCAGAGUGGAUUGACGAGCAGUCGGUCGCUCCUGACGAUGACGGAGACAGCAGUACAGACGGUCCGGCUGCUGCCGCUGCCUCGGCGGCCGCGACGAGCCUCAAGACCACCGUGCUCAAGAGCGACAAGAAGAUCGAGAGACUGCUGGUGGGCUGGGGCGGAACCAUUUGGAUCAUCCACGUGCAUCCCGGGGGUCCCGGGGUGGGCAAGCAUGCUGGAGAGCGCACGCCUGGUCGUGCCGAGAUCGUCAAACUACUACGCAUGGACUGCAUCAUCUCGGGCAUCUCGCUUUAUACGCAGAAUCUGCUUCUGGUACUUGCGUACUGCAAAGCAGAGGAAGACGAAUCGGAAGGCCAAGCCGUCGCGCCGAAAGGACACAAGUCAACCGGAUCCACGGCCUCGGGUAGGAGCGAGCCCGCUGGGGGCAUUCGGCACCGUCAGAACGCGCUGCCGCCCGAGUUGCGGUUGAUCGACCUCACAUCUCAGGCAGAAGUCGACAAGGACAGCCUGACCGUCAGCCGCCUGGAGCGCCUCUCGUCCAAUGACUACCACUUGGGCGUUCUGCCUGCCAACAAAGCUGCAUCGGUCGUGGCGUCUCGCGGCAUGCUCGAGGCCAUGACCGGGUUCGGUACGGAGAUGCUCAGCGCUGCCAUCAACCCGAGGGCGCUAUUCAGCUCUGGCGCCAGCAUAAAGAGCAAGGAUUCUAAUGACGCGUCGUCGGCGACGAAGAUCCCCAGCGUAGCGGGCAGUCUGCGCGGUGCAGCGCGCCCUCCCACGCAGGCAGUACAUCCGAGUCUUGCCAAGCCGGGUGCCAAGAUCUUCAUCCACAGUCCAUACGACUGUAUUCUUGCCACGAAGCGCGACCUCGGCGACCAUCUUGGCUGGCUGCUAGAGCACCACCAGUGGCAGGACGCCUGGGAGCUGCUGGAUGAACACCCCGAGAUCAUGGCAUCGCCACCAGAGAAUCUGGCCGACCUGAUCCCGGCGGCGUCUCCUGGCCGGGGUCGCGUGUCGACAGAGGACUCCUUUGAUGACGCAUCCACAGUUGCAGACACCCAAGAACGAAAGUACGCCGUCGCGGCUGAGAAGGAGAAGCGCAGCAUUGGUGACCUCUGGAUCCAGGAGCUCAUCAACCAAAAGGAGUGGGCAAAGGCGGCAGAGAUCACGGCAAAGGUCGUCGACACCGCGGUGCAGUGGGAGAAGUGGAUCUACACGUUUGCAGGAGCAAAGAAGUUUGACGAGAUUGUCAACUACAUGCCCACGGAGCCGAUACACCCGCCGAUCCCGGGGGCCGUGUACGAGGUUGUGCUGGGCCACUAUGUCCAGCAGGACAAGCUCCGGCUGAAGGAGCUGCUGGACCGCUGGGAUUUCCGUCUCUUCGAUAUCGCAGUGGUCACAACUGCCCUUGAGAACCAGCUGCAGUAUCGCGAUGUCAGAGAAGACAGCGUCGAGGGCGGUGAGAAGGGCCGCGACUGGCGGAUAGUGAUGGAGAGCCUGGCAAAGCUGCACGAGGCCAGUGCACGCUACAAGAAGGCGCUCCGCUGCUACAUCAAGCUGCACGACGCCGAUUCGUCGAUGCGGCUCAUUCGCGACUACCACCUGGCGGAUUCUGUGACGGACGACGUUGCCAGCUUCAUUGGCUUGCGAGUGCCCGAUGGCAAACUGAGCCGCAUGUCGGUGCCCGACCUGGACGAGGCAACGUCUGAGGCCAUCACGCUGCUGGUGGAUGAGGCGCAGCGCGGGCUGAUUCCACCUCUUGUCGUGGUGCGCCAGUUGGAGCAGAAGCACCUCAAUGCCUACCUGUACUUUUACUUCCGAGGCCUCUGGCAGCAGCACCGCGAGCAGCCCCUGGACGAGUCCAUGUCCCUCGUCGACGACUUUGCCGAUCUGGUGGUGCGCAUCUUUGUGCUCUUCAAGGAUCGGGAUCUGCUCAUGGACUUUCUGAGGGUCUCGACCUCGUAUAAGUUUGAGGCGGCCGUGCAGGAGUGCGAGAACGCCAACUACAUCCCCGAGCUCGUGUAUCUCUAUUCCAAGACGGGUCAAGUGAAGCGUGCGCUCUACCUGAUCAUCGACCGCCUCGGCGACGUGUCACAGGCGAUCGCCUUCGCCAAGGAGCAAGACGACCCGGACCUCUGGGAGGAUCUCCUAAACUACAGCAUGGACAAGCCGCGCUUCAUCCGGGGCCUCCUGGAAGAGGUGGGCACAGCCAUUAACCCCAUCAGGCUCGUGCGGCGCAUCCCUGAGGGUCUUGAGAUUCCAGGCCUCCGGGAGGGGCUCAAGCACAUCAUGAAGGAGCACGAGAUCCAGUACAGCAUCUCUUCCGGCGUGGCGCGUGUGCUGCGGUCCGAGGUCGCGGCUGCGCAGACGCAGCUCCGCAACGGCCAGCGCAAGGGCAUCAAAUUCGAAUCGCGCGAUGGCGGCGCGGAGGGAGGCGACGACGAGAAAGCGCCGCGUGACACUCGAGGCGAGUGUGCGAGUUGCAAGGCGGCAUUUACCGAGUGGGAGACCGAGACCCUGGUCGGCUUUGCCUGUGGGCACGUCUAUCACGUGACACAUCUGCUGGAGGACCUGCAUCCGGGCGAGCCGAUCGACCCGGGCAUGGUGGGCAGUAGCGGGAGCGACCGCUCGAGAGGCGGGAGAUACAUUGGGAGCAAGGUGACGCGGACGAGGCUGCUGCGGGACCGGAUAGAGCGUGGGUGUCCUGUGUGCGAGAGCAAGCUGUCAGCGGUGCAGGGUGUGUAGAUUGCACGGCGAAUAUGCAUGGCAUGGCGUUCUCGGAGUUUGCUUUUUUUUUUCUUCCCCUCCACGUCAAGCCUCUUCGUUUUGGACAUAGUUUGCUACUCGAAAGAUACCAUUGUGCUUGCCCU
Microdochium trichocladiopsis is the source of this 4156-nucleotide messenger RNA. RefSeq lists its product as uncharacterized. Gene Ontology annotation, molecular function: protein binding. NCBI's taxonomy places the organism in Eukaryota, Fungi, Ascomycota, Sordariomycetes, Xylariales, Microdochiaceae. The transcript is spliced from 3 exons. Gene Ontology annotation, cellular component: late endosome; HOPS complex. Gene Ontology annotation, biological process: macroautophagy; endosomal vesicle fusion; vesicle-mediated transport. Bases 144 to 4031 code for a protein of 1295 amino acids. The record is from RefSeq and is a predicted model, not a curated record.